Neodiprion virginianus is the source of this 1962-nucleotide messenger RNA. RefSeq lists its product as uncharacterized. NCBI's taxonomy places the organism in Eukaryota, Metazoa, Arthropoda, Insecta, Hymenoptera, Diprionidae. Bases 123 to 1217 code for a protein of 364 amino acids. The transcript is spliced from 2 exons. The record is from RefSeq and is a predicted model, not a curated record.
ACUGCGAUCGAACCCGUGGUUGGAGAUCUCCCUACUCAUCUCUGGUAUCACGAAAAGCCGAGCGUUGGAGAUCUCCCUACUCAUCUCUGCUUUGACCUCCUCGGUGACUACUAUCACGCUCUAUGAACAGCAUGUGCCACAUGUUCGCAGUGUCCACCGAAGGUUAUAUUCCACUAGUCGAAUGCCAGUAUGAUAUACUACGUACGGCAUAUAAGGGGUUCGCAAAGUUCAUAUCAAAGACAAUGUUCUCUUGGUAUGCUAUGCAACACCUAUAUGCUCGUCAGAUAGCUAUUAAAUCACAUCGAGGCGACACGACAUUUAAAGAAGAUCAAUUUCUACGAUACGUAAAGAGUGACAACUACUCUAUACCAAUGGCACUUGACGAAUAUCUGUGUUCAAUAGGGAACAUUGACUACGCAACUACUAAAUACCAAGUGCAUUUCCCUGUCUGGCCAAACAAUCAUGGACAUUUUGGACGAGUGACAGAUAAAACUCAUUAUAAAUAUGAAACUUCACUGGCACCACGAGUAUUAUCUCAAGCAAUCUUGGAAGAUCUAAUGUACACGAGGGAUCCAACCCGAAGCCGUAAUUGGAAUCUUCCCGAAAAUCUUCGACCUAUAGAAGAAAAUGCAGGAUUGCCGACUAAAAACUUGCUCGGAUGGUGCAGGUCUACCACUCUCACUACAGAACAGAGAGAAAGUCUCGAAGGGUUAGGAUUAGAUGAAGACAACUUCGAAGCUAGUAUUCUUCAGUUCCAAAUGAAUGAGGGACUUUUCGAGCGUAUUGCUUAUUUUGUAAGAGCUUCAGAGAAGGUGAUAAACCUAUCGAACCAAAUUUCUGAAUCCGUUAACGGAUCUGUUGCUCCAGUAAGGUGGCAGGAGCGUGACGUAACAAAUCCUGAAAAUUUUUCCCGUACGACGGCUUACCUAGAACGAGAAGUCUGUCAAUGCGGACCAGUUCAGGAAGUCACUGAUGAUCGUGCUUUGAUAAUGGCAUUGAGAACCAAAAAAGAGCAAAUUAUUGACAAGCGCUCUUAUUCAUGUUAUGAUUUCGGUGAGUACUUAGCUGUACCCGACACAUGGCAUGACACGAGAAACAAAAUCUUUGAAUUUGGUAGAGCUGAUACAUGGAACAAUUGUACAUAUCGUUCUGCCUAUAGAGGCAAAGACGAUGUUAGGACAUCCUGGAUAAGGAAAGGUUUGUUGAAAAACCAUUAACCGAGAUGACACCACAGUAAAACCGGAAUAUAAAUUAUAUGAUAGGACCAGACCUACCUCAGAAAAGUUAAAUCCCACCACUUGACCGCAUGUUUAAUUCGGGAUUUAACAGACAUGUAUUUGGCAUUAGUAUGUUUCUGAAUGUUUUGUUGAAGGAUGAGGAUAUUUAUGUAUGAAUAAUGUAUGUGUGAAAUCGUUUUUUUGUAUAGAAUAAUUGAAUGUAUACAUUUCUUUACCAAAGAAGGUAUUUUCGUGGUUAAUAAAUACAUUAAUGUACAAUUGUGCUUGGAGGAAGAUUCUUAAUUAAACCAGAAAUACCUCUUGGAAAAAUAUAGAGAUACAGAUAAGUAUAUAAAUCUCAAGAAAAAGUAAUAAAAAUAUAAAUUUCUUCAUUGGAGUGAACAAGUUGAUUGGUUCAUUUGUUCUAUAAAAUAUCGCGAUUUUGAUCUUUAUAAUACUUCAGUACAAUGCAUGCGUUUGUUCCACUAUCAUAUAUUAAUAAUAACAAUAAUAAUAUAAAUGUGUUAAUAGAAACGCGAUGUAAUUGCACCAUUCAAUUACAUUUAAUGAUACCAAUAGUAAUACUCACGAAGAUUUUUUAGUAUUAUAUACUAAAUCCUAAAUUUUAACACUCUGUAGUGUAUGUAUUUCAUAUCUAAUAUUAUUCAAACUUAACAAUGGACGGAUCGGAAGAACUGAUUUCUGGGCUAACUACAUCUCAAGACUCACUGCUCGUUUGAUAUAA